AUGGUGCAUCGUUCGAAUUUUACUAGUGCUAAUCAGGAACAACAACAACAGCAACAGCAAGACAGCGGGAAUCUGGUGGACAGGGAUGCAGAUGUUCUGGAAGCUGUGAACGAUGCGGAAUCAACUGGUAGCUUCGAACUGAUUGACGAAGGACGUGUUGGUGAUAAUGAUUCACUGCUUGAUCAGGAUUGUGUUGCUGCUGCUGAUGAUGAUAUACUACAAGAGCAGGGGCAACAAAAUCACAAUCAAGAAUCUGUUGAUGAUGCGGAAAAUGAAGAGCGUGAGCAACAGCAACAGCAGCAGCAGCAGCAGCAGCAAAAUGCUGAUGAGACGGAAUGCCCUGCGGAUGUGCAACAGCCAGAUGCCCACGAUUUGCAGGUCUGUGCAUGCAAAUAUCACUAUUUGUUAUUGUAA
This is a messenger RNA of Gongylonema pulchrum, 414 nucleotides long. The record is from the annotation of a GenBank genome assembly. NCBI's taxonomy places the organism in Eukaryota, Metazoa, Nematoda, Chromadorea, Rhabditida, Gongylonematidae.